AUGGAAAGAAACCUCGCCCUCCUGUUUUCCCAAACGAACGUCCUGUCUUCGGCCAUCGCCGACAGCUCGUACCAUGGAUCCGUCCUGCCCCAACUUCGCGUCUCCGGCGAGCCGUUACAGCUGAGCGUCUUCGAAGAGGAGCAAAUAAAAGACAUCGUUUUCCCCGCCGAUCUUCGCUUCUCGGUGCCAGUCAAUCUUCGCGACUCCAAGAAGGCCUACCUGACGCUACUCGAAAGCGAAGAAGACGUGGAUGAAGACGACGCCGGGGGAAUUUUGCAGAGCUGGGGUCUGGCGAAUCUGUAUACGGGACCGGGACCUCCCUCCCCGACACCUAAAGAAAGCGACACCGCAGCCGACGAUGAGACCACGACGGAACGAAGAGCCGAGACAUGA
Molecule: messenger RNA, 393 nt
Organism: Geodia barretti
Lineage: Eukaryota; Metazoa; Porifera; Demospongiae; Tetractinellida; Geodiidae
Source: the annotation of a GenBank genome assembly